Messenger RNA from Brassica oleracea var. oleracea, 1458 nucleotides. RefSeq lists its product as uncharacterized. Lineage: Eukaryota; Viridiplantae; Streptophyta; Magnoliopsida; Brassicales; Brassicaceae. The transcript is spliced from 2 exons. Bases 1 to 1458 code for a protein of 485 amino acids. The record is from RefSeq and is a predicted model, not a curated record.
AUGGAUAGCAAUGGAUCUGUGGUGAUACACUUUGAACAUGGUGUAGACCGACAUAUUUCUACUUUGGUGAUGAAAGGAAGAUAUGAGGAGAUUACUUAUUCCCACUUGGUUGAUAGAAUAGGCAAAAAACUGAAGAUUGAUGUAGAUGCCACCAAGCUUCAACUGAGUUACUUUCCGCUGGUCUUGAAUAAUAAAAAUUCUUGUUAUAUCUUGGAUGAUGAAGAUGUUUUAGGAUAUUUGAUGAUGGUAGAUAAGAAGAACCGACGUUGUGUCUUGCAUGUGGAACUUGCCAAAAUCGUCUCAGAAAAUCAGAGCAACGAGAUGUUUUCUAUGAAUGAGGAAAAUCUGAGUGAUGCCAGAGCUAAUGAUGGCAUGGUUGGAGUUGGAGAGUUGGAAAUUGUUCCUCAUAUUCAGGAGGAUGAGUUUGAGCAUGAGAAAAUCAGUGAAGAGGGUGAUGAAAUGGAUGAUAGGGAGGAGUUGCCGGCUGUUACAGCAGUUGAACCUCCUGUUGUCAAUUCAGAAUGGGAUGAUGGCAUUGAUAUUAGUCUUCAUCAAGAAUUUGCGACUAGAGAAGAAGUGAGGGAUUUAGUGGACAAAGGUGUGCAUUCCAAUUGUUUUGAGGUUGAUAUACAGAAGUCGAAUCCUCGGGUUUACAUAUUGAAAUGUCGUGGGGCUGGAUGCAGAUGGUAUUUACGAGCUGCAAAGCUGAAAAACUCUGAUUUUUUCUCUAUCAGAACGUAUAGAAAGAUUCAUACGUGCUCUCGUGGAGAUGCAAGUGUCAUGAAGAAGAAGAAAAGAGGCACACCAAGCUUGGUCGCAUCAGUGGUGCACUCUGAUUAUCCCGGCAAAUACAAGACUCCGGAUCCAAAGACUCUCAUAGAUUUGGUGCAGAACAAGCUGGGUGUUAAGGUUUCAUAUUCUACGGCUUUGAGAGGGAAAAAUAAAGCUUUGAGUGAUUUACGUGGUAACCCGGAGGAGAGUUUUGCUAGGCUGCCAUCUUACUUGUACAUGUUACAAAGGAUGAAUCCUGAUACCAUUACACGAUUAGAAGUGGAUGAGAAGAACCAGUUUAAGUAUAUGUUCUUUGCGCUCGGAGCUUGCAUCGAAGGGUUCAAGGCGAUGAGGCAAGUGAUAAUAAUGGAUGGAACUCACCUGAAGGGUGUGUACAAAGGAGUGCUUCUCAUUGCCACUGCUCAAGAUCCAGAUCAUCAUCAUUAUCCCCUUGCUUUUGCAGUAGUAGAUGGUUGUCCUCCCUCCGUAUGUGGAGAAAAAAAAGGAAGACUACAAGUUACUAGAUUCCCAUCUGCCGGAGAAUAUCGGAGGAAGAGAAAGAAGAAGUUUCCACCAUUGAUUGGUGAAAACGAAGAAAGUGGCAGUGAUGGCACUGACAGUGAUAGCAGUGGUAGUGACAGCAGUGACAGCAGUGGAAAUGGGAACGAAGGUCCAAUGCAAAUUUGA